GUGAUUUACAGUUGAAGGAAAAGCGCCCCAUUUCUCCACACUCUCUCUCUCUCAUAAAUUCAGUUGCAAAGUUCAUGUUAAUCUCGUAUUUAGAUUACUCAUACUUAAUUAAGAUCCAAAUCUGGGUUUCAAAUUUCAGAAAAUCUCACCGACAUUCCCUCGAUUUUUUCCUUUUUAAUUACUUGUUUUCCCUUUUUUUACAUUCAAAAUUUUCCAUUUUGGUUUCAAUCCAACGCUGAUGCCCUUCACCUUUAUACCUCAUUAUUAAGCAGAAAUUUGAGCUGUUUGGCAAGGUUUAGAUUUCAAAAGGUGGUAGUAAAUAAGGAGGAUAUUACUUGUUGGUAUUAUACGGAAUAAAUUCGCAAACAAACAUGUUUAAGUUGUCGCCUCGUAGUAGGGGCUCGAGAUCGAACAAGGGUAUCAAGGUAAAGCAUGCCUUGCAAUUGAUUCUGUUGUUGGGUGUUGGUAUCUGGUUAGUAUACCAAAUCCAACGUUCUUACAGUAAGGAUGAAACGUUUGAAGGAGCUAAAGUCUCGGAAAAGUUACAGGAUGGGAUUGAGAAGGUAAAGUUGGGAAGGAAGGAUCUUCCCGAGUUGGAGGAGGAGACGUCAAACUUAGAUGAGAAGAAUAAUGUGGAAGAGAAAAGUGAGGAUGUAAACCCGGGUGAGGACGAGGAUGGAGGAGGUAAAGUGGAUGAGAAACCCGACGAGGAAGUUAAGGAUGAGAGCGUGGAGAAGGAAAAAGAGGGAGAGGGUACGCAAAGUGAGACAAAGGAGAAUGAAGAGGCGAAGGAGGAAGAGAAGGGGAGUGUAGAGACGGAGCAAGAAGAGAAUAAGGACAAGGAAAAUGAAAAUGAGAUGAAAGAUGGUGGAGAAAACAAGAGUGAGGAGGAAAAUGAAUUGAAGGAAGAGAACAAGGAGAACGAAAAUGAGACGAAGGAGAAUAAAGACGAGGAGAAGGAGAAAGAGAAAGAGGAGAGCAAAGAAAAUAAAAGUGGAGUGCAAAACACCGAUGAGAACAAGACCAACGAGAGUAAGGAAGAGAAUAAAGAGAAGGAAAAUGAAUUGAAGGAAGAGAACAAGGAGAAUGAAAAUGAGACGAAGGAGAAGGAGAAAGAGGAGAGUAAAGAAAAUGAAAGUGGAAUGCAAACCACGGAUGAGAACAAGACAUAUGAGAACAAGGAAGAGAAUAAAGAGAGUGGAAAUGAACAAGGGAAAGAAAAUCCCGAGUCUCAGGCGGAGGAGAAGAAAGAGAACGAGAAGGAAGCUGAGAAAGAGAAUGGAGAAACCGAGGCGGGAGACAAGGACUCUAAGAUUAAGAGUUUAGGUUCAUCAGAUGGUCAGGUUCAAGAUGGAAUCAACAACGACGAUAGAGCUUCCAUUGAGGAACAAAAGAAGGAAAAUCGUAUGAUAACUUUAGAGACAAAUUCAUCUGAACAUAAAGAGAGUAAUGAAGACAUGGGUGAUGAUGGGUCCCACUCUCUCCCAGCUGAAACCGCGGAGCCUAGUGAAGACAAGCAAGCGAAUUCCACUACAUUCAGUGAUGAGACAUUUGUGUCACUGAAUCGAAAUGGUGCGACUGAUAACACAAGCACUAAAGAGGAUAAUAAUAAUAAUAGUUCCGUUAUUCGGGAAGUUGUAUCAGAGAAGCCCGAUAAAACUGAAAUGGGAGCAAGUGUUGAAAACCAAUCGGAUGCAAGUUCUGAUUCUGGGUCUAAAACGGAGGACACAAACAAUGUUGAAGGUGGUGGUAAUACAGGCUAUUCUGAUACAUCUGGUCAUGAAGGUGCUAAUGGGGAGAAUCCAGAGAAAAACAUAUCUGGAUCGAAUGGAACAACUGAAUUAAUCAACAAUGAUCAAGAUCGUACUUCCCAUGAUUCAAACUCCGAGGAACAUAAAGAGGAAGCUUCAAAAGUAAGUGACACCCAAGUUGCAGAAAAACCAGAGGAGAAGAAAGAGGAAGCAUCAGAAGUAAGUGACAGCCAAAAUACAGAAAAAACAGAAGAGAAGAAAGAGGAAGCAUCAGAAGUAAAUGACAGCCAAAAUACAGAAGAGAAGAAAGAGGAAGCUUCAAAAGUAAAUGACACCCAAGUUGCAGAAAAACCAGAGGAACAUAAAGAUGAAGCUUCAAAAGUAAGUGACACCCAAGUUGCAGAAAAACCAGAGGAGAAGAAAGAAGAAGAAACAGAAGUAAAUGGCACCCAAGAUGCAGAAAAACCAGAGGAAAAGAAAGAGGAAGCAUCAGAAGUAACUGACAGUCAAAUUGCAGAAAAACCAGAGGAGAAAAAAGAGGAAGCAUCUGAAGUAAAUGAUAACCAAGAUGCAGAAAAACCAGAGGAGAAGAAAGAAGAAGCAACAGAAGUAAAUGAAGGCCAAAAUACAGAAAAACCAGAAGAGAAGAAAGAGGAAGCAACUAAAGAAGAAUCAACAAAUGUUGAGCCCCAUCAUGAAGCUGAUAAUUCAGUCACACAAGAUAUUAAAGAUCGAACUGAUUUAGAAACUCUACCAGACAGUGGUAAUGAAGCGAGCAGCAAUAGUGAUGCGAUUGCCAAGUGAGGUAUCUGAUUAAGCGGUUUAGAUGGCAGUUUUUAAUCUGUAUUUCCACUUCCCUUUUCUUGCAGAAGUAGAGGCUGAGUAUACAACCUCAUGUAACAUGUCUUUCUCUGUCCUUAUUGCAAUUAUUAGAUAUUAGUGUAUAAAAAGAUGGUAAUUUGAUAGGCUGACUGUUAGUGUCCUUUCUUAUGUGGUUCCACAUUGUAUGCAUUUUUGCUGCUGCGAUGAGGUAAUUUAUUCAUCUAUUACUACUAUGUUAUUUUUGAGAAUUCAA
Molecule: messenger RNA, 2826 nt
Organism: Spinacia oleracea (spinach)
Lineage: Eukaryota; Viridiplantae; Streptophyta; Magnoliopsida; Caryophyllales; Amaranthaceae
Exons: 2
Coding region: 372-2555 (727 amino acids)
Source: RefSeq, a predicted model, not a curated record